AUGAUUUUUGGCUGUGUCUGUAGGAAUAGCAGAGUGACCGACAACCACCGCGAAAAGCUCGGCACCACCCUUGGCACCACCGCACCGAAAGUAAGCGGAAAGGCCAUCAAGAAGUCGUUCGCCGGCAAGGCUCAGAAGAUUAUCGUGAAGGGCGAAAAGAGGAAGAAGAAGCCACGCCGGAAGGAAAGCUACGUUAAAAGCUUCGUCAACGACAUCUGCGAACGCAUCGCCGCCGAAGCCUCCCGUCUGGCGCACUACAACAAGCUGUCGACGGUCACCUCCCGGGAAAUUCAACCCGCCAUCCGGUUGCUGCUCCCCGGAGAGUUGGCCAAGCAUGCUGUGUCCGAAGGUACCAAGGCCGUCACUAACUACACAAGCUGGAAGUAA
Aedes albopictus (Asian tiger mosquito) is the source of this 387-nucleotide messenger RNA. Its product is annotated as histone H2B-like. The transcript has 3 exons. The coding region runs from base 1 to 387 and encodes 128 amino acids. NCBI's taxonomy places the organism in Eukaryota, Metazoa, Arthropoda, Insecta, Diptera, Culicidae. Gene Ontology annotation, cellular component: nucleosome. Gene Ontology annotation, molecular function: DNA binding; structural constituent of chromatin; protein heterodimerization activity. The record is from RefSeq and is a predicted model, not a curated record.